Hordeum vulgare subsp. vulgare (domesticated barley) is the source of this 1448-nucleotide messenger RNA. RefSeq names its product early nodulin-like protein 2. Lineage: Eukaryota; Viridiplantae; Streptophyta; Magnoliopsida; Poales; Poaceae. Gene Ontology annotation, cellular component: plasma membrane. Gene Ontology annotation, molecular function: electron transfer activity. The transcript has 2 exons. Bases 433 to 1284 code for a protein of 283 amino acids. The record is from RefSeq and is a predicted model, not a curated record.
CGACCACCAUAACGUGUCGCGCCCCUCGUGCCAAAGCACAAAACCCGCCAUGGAGAACGACGUUGCCCAUAUGCACGAGCCAACGCCCACGGACUUUUACCGGCGCACAAAGCCAUGAAUAUAUGCCUGUGGCAACUCCUCCGCAAAGCCUCCUCAGCUCAGCUGCAGCAGAGCAGAGCACAGCAGAGAGGACGCCAUUGCAGCCAGGGCAAGCACAAAGACAGCUCGAAAACUUGGCACACACAUAGCUGAGCUAGCUCAAGGUGUCCAUCGAAAGCAAGGCACCCUCGUGAAGCCCCCGGCGUCGAUCUCGGGACCUACAAAUACCCGGCGGCAUCAAGCUCUUCCAUCUCAUCAAGCACUUGUGCAAUCUUGAUCUGAUCGGUCGUGUGAGUGUCUAGCUAGGGAUUGAGUUUGGUUUUGCAGCUGGCCAUGGCGAAGGGUGGUGGUUACGGGCUUGGGCUCGCGUGCUUCGCUCUUGUGGCGGCAGUGGCCGGCGCGGCGCAGUUCAAGGUCGGCGGCGACAACGGGUGGAGCGUGGCCGGCGCCAGCGCGGAGUCGUACAACACUUGGGCGAUGAAGAACAGGUUCCAGGUCGGAGAUACGCUAGUGUUCGUGUACCCCAAGGACAAGGACUCUGUGCUGCUGGUGCAGCCGGCGGACUACAACGCCUGCAACACAUCGUCCUACGACAAGAAGUUCGCCGACGGCAACACCGUCUUCGCCCUGGACCGCGCCGGCGCCUUCUUUUUCGUCAGCGGCGUCGAGGCCAACUGCCGCACAAACGAGAAGCUCAUCGUCAUGGUCCUCGCCAGCCGCAACGGCACAGGCACCGGCGGAGCGCCGCCGCCUUCGUCGCCCGCCGCUCCGGCACCGGCAGCGUCAUCUCCACCUCCGGCCGCUUCCAGCCCACCUCCGGCCACGCCACCCUCACCACUCCCCGCGGCGCCCAGUCCCACCUCGGCUCCUCCUCCGGCCUCCGCUUCCGCCCCGCCACCGGCCUCUUCCCCUGCAGCUGCUCCUCCGACCUCGUCGCCAACUGCUCCGGCGUCCCCGCCUCUGCCCACUCCGUCGUCCCCGACCGGCGCCCCGCCGAUGACGCCCUCAGCGAACGCUCCAGCCGGCGCAGAUGGAGGAAGUACGAACUCAACGGGCACGUCAUCGUCCCCGCCUCCCGCGGGCUCCAACGACCGGAACGGCGCCGCGCUCACGGUUACCGGCGCAGCGGGUCUCGCCGGCUCGGCAGUGGCCUGCAUCGUCGGCUACGCCAUGCUCGCUGUGUGAAGCGUGACCGGAGAAGGACGACUACUACAGUACUAUAGUAACUACUAGCUAAGAGUCUAAAAUGCGUGAUCUGUGUCUGCAUCGACUAUGGAUUGACCUCUUUGUAAGUAAUAAUCAUUUUCCAUCGGAUGAAAUAAGAAAGAAACGACGAGAUUCUUGAGAAA